UCCACCCGAAACGUCAGUACCCACAUACCGAGGCUAGUGAGGAUUAGAACCUCAACGAAAACAUGGGGUGGACGUCUACUGUCUGCCUGGCUCUGUUAGCCUUUGUGGCGGCAACGCAAUGGGCGCACGUGCAAGCUCAAGUUUGCCCUUUCGAUGUCCUAUUUGUGGUGGAUGAAUCUGAAAUUAUGCGUUCUUCGCAAUUCACUAAACAGGGAAAAAUUGCAUUUAAAAGAGUCAAUGACCAAAUAGUGUCUUUUCUGGCUUCGUUGAGUCAGGUGAAAUCGCCUAGCGUGGCAAGGGCUGGUUACAUCGCCAUUGGAAUGGACCAAGGAUCGCGAAAAGCUGCUCGCGAGAUCAUUGCUCUGAAUGCGGACCUGAAUGCUGUCACGGCGGCCAUCAAUGCAGUCACCCAUCAAGAUAUUGCCCUCAUAUGGUCUCAGAUAUUGAACAGCCUUCCCGGUCUCAUUUCAGCAGAGUCAAAGGUCAUCAUAAUCACUGCCACCCAGGUGUCUGCUAGUGAGAGGGCAUCUACAGCUGCCACUAUGAGCGCCAUCAACGCCGAAUUCUUUGCCAUUGGUCUGCCGUUCAAGAGAGCACCCAAUUCCAUGACUGUUGCCGGGCUAGAGCCACUGGCCUCCAAUGCAUCUAACAUUGCUGUAUUGCAAGGAUUCGACGACACAUCCAUCAUUACACAGCUGGAUUCGUUUUUGCCCAAAACCUGUCCAAAAGGCUUCACAGCAGUUUGCAGCAACAUCAUGGACGUGGUUGUCGUUGUGGAUGGAUCCUUCAGUAUAUCUCUCGACGUCUUCAACAAAACUCUCAAAACCACACUGAUUGGUCUCACCGAUAAUCUCUUUAGCAUGGGCAGAGAUAUGAAAAUUGGACUUGUUCUCUACAGUUUGGAGGUGGAUGCUAGAAUCGCUCUCACCGACAGCAUAGCUAACAUCAAGUCGAGCAUCAUUAGUCUCGUUUAUCCAAACAGUGCAACAUGGACACAUCUGGGAAUCAAGGCUGCUAGAGAGAUGCUGAUUAACACAGGAAGGAAAAAUUCUACAAAGCUGAUGAUCAUCAUCACAGACGGGGAGUCGAAAUUUCCGACACAGACUAAAAGUGAGGCCACCAUUGCGAAAAACCAGGACAUAACCAUUUACGCGGUAGGGGUGGGCGUAGGCACCCAGAGCGAGCUGGUGAGCGUAGCGUCAACGCCAGCCCACGUGCUACAGGCAGCAAACUACGAGGAGCUGGCCAAACAGCUGGAAGCGCUUACAGCAAAAUGUGCAGUUGACGGUGCUUGGUCUGCAUGGACGUUCCAACGACUGGACCCGUGCGGUGUCACUUGUGGUGUGGGAACUCAGAGAAGAUAUCAAAUACGAAGGUGCGACAACCCAGUUCCUAAAAACGACGGUUUAGACUGUGUGGGAAGUGAUAAUCGGGAUUUUACAGAACGUUGUGAUACAAGAAUCUCAUGUGCAGCUUGGGGUUCAUGGACAUCAUACACAGAAUCGAUACCAUGUUCAAUCACCUGUGGACUCAAUGGAGUUAAAACAAUGCGACGAAGCCGAACAUGCUUCAACGAUAAUGCCGCUCGUGAUGCGUGCGGUGCUCAGUCACCCCAGUUUGAAACCAGAACUGAACUGUGUUCACGGCCCUCUUGCCCAUCUUGGGGAUCGUGGACACCGUACAAUUACGGUUCUUGCUCUGCUACGUGCGGUACAGGCAUAACUCAAAACGGCACAAGGUCGAGAACCUGUGUGAACGACAUCCCAUCUAAUCUAGGUUGUGGGGCACUGUCUCCUCAGCAACAGCAGACGAUGCGACCAUGCAGCAAACCAUUGUGUCCCAGUUGGGGUCUGUGGUCUGGCUUCCAGUAUGGUCAAUGCACUAAAACGUGUGGAACCGGCGCAACGCAAACUGGAAUACGAACAAGAACCUGUUUGAAUGACGUCCCAUCUCGACGUGGUUGUGGUGAAUUAUCUCCUCAGUCGUCGCAGCAGAGACGCGACUGCAGUCUGAAUCCUUGUCCUCAGUGGGGCCCGUGGUCUGGCUACACGGCAUACACUGCCUGUUCUGUGACGUGUGGGUCAAAUGGGAUCUGGAGAACCCGCAGCACUAGAAUAUGUAACAAUGACAUACAAGGAGGAGGAGGAUGUGGUGCUCCAUCACCUCAAGAACUGACCAGAACAGAGGCCUGUUCUACGUCCAGGACAUGUCCUUUCUGGGGAGCCUGGUCGGGCUUCACCUUCACCCAGUGUUCUGCAACCUGUGGAUCUGGUUUCACCAGGAGUGGCACACGAACAAGAAUAUGUCUGAAUAACAUCGACUCUGGACUUGGUUGCGGUGGUCCUUCACCCGACACAGACCGGCAAACACAAGACUGUGUCCUGCCAGCCUGUCCAUUUUGGAGUGACUGGACACCUUACAAAGCGAUCUCAGCAUGCUCAGUGACAUGUGGAUCGAAUGGCGUUUGGAGAAUACAGAGAACUAGAACGUGCAAUAAUGAUGUGGCUUCACGUAUGGGAUGUGGGAAAUUCUCGCCAGAUACGGACACCAAAACUGAAACUUGUUCCGCAAACAGACAAUGUCCAUCCUGGACAGAUUGGUCACCAUAUUCAUACACAGCAUGCUCAGCUACGUGCGGUGUCGGCAUAUCUCGAACUGGCACCAGAACGAGAACAUGUAUGAAUGAUAUCCCGUCUGGAUUUGGUUGUGGAGCUAAAUCCCCAGAAGAACAAAAACAAAUAGAGGCAUGUUCAGUACCCCUAUGUCCCAGAUGGAGUGCAUGGACUCAAUACACACCAACUGGACCAUGCUCUGUAACGUGCGGUCCAGGUGGGAUAUGGAGAGUCCAGAGAACUAGAACAUGUAUCAAUGACAACAAUGCUGGAAAUGCGUGUGGCGCGCAAUCACCUCAACCAGAUGGUAAAACUGAAUCCUGUUCCUCGGGCCGCACUUGUCCAUUCUGGAGUGCCUGGUCUGGCUAUACCUAUGGCGACUGUUCUGCUACAUGUGGUAUAGGGAUCACGAGGAUGGGGACAAGAUCUAGAGUCUGUUACAAUGACAUUUCCACUAAGAAUGGUUGUGGUGCCACAUCUCCGCAACAGGAUGUACGGCCAAAGUCUUGUCUGGUACCUCUAUGUCCAAGCUGGGGAUCAUGGUCAAACUUUACUGAAGCAAGUGCCUGUUCAGUAACAUGUGGAUCAGGUGGUGUUUGGACGUUGCAAAGACGAAGAAUCUGUAACAAUGACAUAGCUGCAGGUACUGGAUGUGGGUCGAAGUCGCCAGCAGUCGAGAGAAAAACUGAAUCUUGUUCAACAUUUACACCAUGUCCAAUGUGGGCUGCCUGGACCCCAUAUACAUAUGGUGCAUGUUCAGCCACAUGUGGUACUGGUGUUACUAGAAUUGGCAGAAGAUCAAGAACGUGUCUGAAUGAUAACUCAUUCGGCAUAGCCUGUGGUGCUAAAUCUCCCCAGGAACAGAAAGAUAUCCAGCAAUGCCAAGACAGGCCAUGCCCCCUUUGGAGCGUGUGGACAGACUAUAUUCCUGUUGGAUCUUGUUCAGAAACCUGUGGGCCAUAUGGAGUUUGGAGGACUGAGAGAACACGAACCUGUCUCAAUGACAUAGCUGGAGGUAAUGGAUGUGGUGCCAAAUCACCUCAGAUGGGAAGUAUGUUGCAGAGUUGUCCUGCAGUACCAGUGCCAUGUCCAGCAUGGACUACCUGGUCAACACCUUCCUACACUGCUUGUUCAGUUACCUGUGGAACUGGUUCUAGAACUGGCACUAGAGGUAGAAGAUGUUUAAAUGAUGACGCAUCUGGAAGAUUGUGUGGAGCAGAUUCCCCACAGACGAAACAGCAGACAGAAGCCUGCAAUGAACCCGCAUGUCCUCUGUGGAGUGGAUGGACGCAAUUCAGGUCAGUUGGGCCCUGUUCUGUAACAUGCGGACCAGGAGGGGUCUGGACCACACAGAGAUCACGUGUAUGUCGAAAUGACAAUGCUAAUAACAACGGGUGUGGUGCAUCUUCCCCUCAAUCAGACAGCAUAACGCAGUCAUGUGUAUCAUCUGUCACGUGUCCGUACUGGGGUGCCUGGUCUGGCUAUACCUAUGACCAAUGUUCUGCCACAUGUGGUACAGGGGUCACUAGAAUGGGAAGACGAAUUCGAAUCUGUCGGAAUGACAACCAGCAAGGCAAUGGUUGUGGUGCCGCAUCUCCACAACCGGAUGUACAGCCACAGACCUGCCAGGUACCUUUAUGUCCAAGCUGGGGACUAUGGACACCAUUUACUCAAGCAAGUGCUUGCUCGGUAACAUGUGGAGGUGGUGGUACCUGGAUGUUGCAGAGAAGGAGAAUCUGUGAAAAUGACACAGCUGCUGGUACUGGGUGCGGUUCCAAAUCACCAGACAUAGACUCAAAAACUGAAUUCUGUUCCAUAGCAACACCCUGUCCAAGGUGGACUGGUUGGACCCCAUAUACCUAUGGAGCAUGUUCAGCCACCUGUGGGGUUGGCAUUACUAGAAGCGGAACGCGAACCAGAACAUGUUCCAAUGACAUUGCAUCUGGAUUUGGAUGCGGAGCUAAGUCUCCUGAGGUGCAGAAGGACAUACAGAAUUGUGAGGAUCAGCUGUGUCCCUUCUGGGGUCAGUGGUCACCGUUUGUUGCUUCACCCUGUAGUGUUACGUGUGGAACCGGCGGUACAUGGACUAAGCAGAGAACGAGACAGUGUGUCAAUGACAUAUCAUCAGGAGACGGGUGUGGCGCAACGUCCCCUCAAGCAGACAGUAAAACCGAAUCGUGCUCCUCGCCCGUCACCUGCCCGUACUGGGCGACCUGGUCUGGCUACGCCUACACCGCCUGUUCUGCUACUUGUGGCACAGGGGUUACAAGGAUGGGAACAAGAUCUAGAAUCUGUAUCAAUGACAAUGCCUCUCACACAGGGUGUAAUGGUAUAAGCUCUCCACAGUCAGACACAGCACCGAAGCCAUGUAAAGUGCCCCUCUGUCCAUUUUGGGGUGACUGGUCAGUGCAAAAGGCCAUUACAGAGUGCUCGGUAACAUGCGGUACUGGCGGUUCUAUCGUCAUGCAGAGGCGAAGAGUCUGCAACAACGACAUAGUCACUGGUAAAGGAUGCGGUUCUCAGUCACCACAGGACGAAACCACGACUGUUGCCUGUUCCAAUCGUCCACCCUGUCCCGCUUGGGAAACCUGGUCAGGUUAUUCCAUAAGCGACUGUUCAGCCACAUGCGGUGCUGGCGCUACUAGGACUCGUGUAAGAUCUAGAAACUGUCAAAAUGAUAUUCCAUCCAAGCUAGGGUGUGGUGCAAAAUCCCCUGAAGAACAGAAAGCAAUAGAGGAAUGUAACUUGCCUAUGUGUUCCUUCUGGAGCGCAUGGACUCAAUACACACCGACUGAAGCAUGCUCUGUAACAUGUGGGCCUGGUGGGGUAUGGAGAGUGCAGAGAACGAGAACAUGUAUCAAUGACAAUCAGCAAGGAACUGGGUGUGGCGCACAAUCACCUCAAUCAGAUCUUAAAACCCAGUCCUGUUCCUCGGGACGCACCUGUCCAUUCUGGGGAUCCUGGUCUGGCUUUACCUACGAAGCAUGUUCUGCUACCUGUGGUUCAGGCAUCACACGGAUAGGAAGUAGGACGAGAAUCUGUCGAAACGAUGUUCAGUCUGGCGACGGCUGUGGAGCACAAUCUCCCCAGGUAGACCGGCAACCACAGGCGUGCACACUUCCCUCGUGUCCCUUCUGGAGCGACUGGUCUGUCUACACUCCAACAGAACCGUGUUCAGCUACCUGCGGUACAAAUGGCGAAUGGACAACACGAAGAGAAAGGACAUGCACGAACGAUGGUCCUGCCAGAACGAGAUGCGGUGCACUGUCUCCGCAAUGGGAAACGCGCAAAGAGGCCUGCUCAACAGGAGUCCAGUGUCCUUACUGGAGUGAAUGGACGCCCUAUAUUCCGCAGACGGCGUGCUCAAAAACCUGUGGACGCACUAGUGGGUUCCAGACCGUCAGGAGGACCCGAAGUUGCAUCAAUGAUCUCGCGAGCGGUGGAGGAUGUGGAAUUGGCAGCACAGAGCAGACGGUUACCCAAGCAUGCUUUGUGAAUAUUGGAUGCCCAGUGGAUGGUCAAUGGGGUCAGUGGAAGAAAUCGCCUCCAGGUGCCUGCUCUGUGACAUGCGGUAAAGGUAUCAUGACGACACAACUCAAUCGAGCCUGUGACAGCCCAGUCCCUCAGAACAAUGGACGAGACUGCGCGGUCGUAAACGGAAUUGGACCGACCACGUUUGUAACGGAGUCCUGUACUAAGGGUCCUUGUCCACGUCAACUUGGUUUGUGUGAUGGUGCUACAAUAUUCAACGGUGUGGGAUACAGACUGCACCCAACAGACUGCCACAAAUAUGUACUGUGCUACUACAGAAAUAACGGCUACACUAUCGGUGUGAUCAAGACUUGCCCAUUCGACAAAUACUGGAACCAGAAAGUCCGUAAAUGCGAACCAUCCUGUGAUGUGGAUUGUCCAAUUGAAAAAUGCAAAGACACUGAUAUUUCGACCUACAACUAUGAAGGCAGUUGCCGUGCCUACUGGCAGUGUAACGAUGGAAAAUCUGAAGCUAGUUGCUGUCCUUCAGGAUUCGCCUACGUCCAUAACCGAGGAUGCCAAGUGGACUUCACCUGUAGAGACAAGUGUCCAACCAUCUGCAAUGAAAAAGGUGUAUGCCAGAAACGUCCCAUGUGGAAUGAUACCAACAUGUUUGAAAGUACGACAGGUGAAAUCGGCUGGUAUCCUGCAAGCUGCCUAAGAACCAGCCUCUACUAUGACGUCAUCGGCUGCGAAUGCUCAACAGCAACUACCACAGCAUGCGUCCCCGAUCUGACAAUUGACUUCAGUAAUCCAAAUUCUCUUUCGUCUGCAAGUGGCAUUGAUGUUAAAGCCGACAAUGUCGAUAUUUCGAACGGCGUUGGAAGAUUUUCGGGGGCCAGUCGAAUUCGCACCGACAUGGCGAUCACCGACAUUGCAAAUCGCGCAAGGCCGAUUGCUGUGACUUUCCGCUACAAAGAAAGUGCGCAGGUCAUGAACAGACAGACAAUUCUGUUCGCCCCAGAAUGCAAGUUGGCUAAGUCUGCAUCGUUGAUUUUCGCCCUCGAGAUGGACACUUUCAUCGUUGAUGUGAGGAACUGGUAUGGAUCGAGAAACCGAGUUGCUGUGGUGCUUGACAAUUUCCCGACAGACAGCUGGAAGGAUGUAUGGUUUGUGUAUGAUGGCAAGUACCUUAUCGUGAGAGUCAAAGCAGGAGCCCGGGAACAUGCAGAACGACUCUACGCUCCCAAGAUUGGCCUCAUUCAGUGUGGCCUGGAUUUCGGACGAGAAUCAACCACUCUCGGCUUCAGAGGGGAGCUGGACGAUGUAAAAGUGUCCCGUUGUGACCCAACCCUGCCAAUUCGCUGAGCACAUCUGACCUUAACCUUGUUAGCAGAAUGUGAUUUACAAUACUCAAGAUCCCAGGAUCAAUUCCUGCCAGCUGCUCACUACUUUGUGCUCAAUAUGCUUUUACUCAAAUUUUUAUACUCAAAUAACAGUGAAAAGAACUAUAUUUUUAUACCAUAUUUCUGUUUUUCUUAUAUAUAUAUAAAUAGUUUUUUCAUUUGUUUUAAUACAAAUUAGCUUAUUAGCAUUUCGAAUUUAGUGGACUAUUGUUUUUAAUGCAACUCUUUAUGUGUAUUUUUUUAUCAAAAAGAUUUGUAGAAAGUUGUUGUUUGUAAACUGCAUGUAUAUUUAUCAUUAUACAAUGUAUACAUAUAUCUUUAUUUGUUAGUUUACACCAUUUGAUAUAAUUAGUGCAAGUGUUAUGCAAAUAUGGACCCCAUAGAAAGAUGAUCCAGGAUACAGUUUUCUUAUAGAAUUUGGACUUUUAAAAAUAAACGAAUGAUUUAACAAACA
This is a messenger RNA of Gigantopelta aegis, 7943 nucleotides long. Its product is annotated as SCO-spondin-like. NCBI's taxonomy places the organism in Eukaryota, Metazoa, Mollusca, Gastropoda, Neomphalida, Peltospiridae. The transcript is spliced from 18 exons. Gene Ontology annotation, cellular component: extracellular region. The record is from RefSeq and is a predicted model, not a curated record. Bases 63 to 7451 code for a protein of 2462 amino acids. Gene Ontology annotation, molecular function: chitin binding.